AGUUGGUGAACACGCUGAACUGCAGUACCUGUGAUUUGAAGGACAAAAUAAAGAAAUGGUGAGGUAUAAAAAAAGAUAUUUGUUGGUAGAAAUUUCAUUUGCAGACGGCAAGGUUGAUGAAAGAAUUUUAUCGAGAUUAAUUUACAAAACCGUGAAGAAUGCCGUGAUAUCUGCCCAUGGAGACUACGGAAUGGCUUGCGUCGAUCGCUCUUUAAAAGUGAAGUAUACAAACCCCAUUACCGGUGUGGCCUUUAUAGCCUGUGGCAGGGACUAUUACAGGAUGGUUUGGUCUGCACUAACCUUAAUCAAAACCAUCACCUUUGAAGAUUCAGCUAGGCCUUGUAUGUUCAGAGUACUUCAUGUAGGAGGCACUCUCCUUUCUUGCCAGAAGUUUCUUAUUCAUCACAAUAAAGAAGAGUUAUUAAAGUUAUUACAGCAGUGCAAGACACCAGGUUAGUUCAAUGGUCUUGGUCUUUCCUCUCCCCAUUUAAGCCUCUUUCAGGCAUUCAGUUAGAUGGGAUGCAGCACAAAAAAAAAUAGCAGAGCAAAAAUAGCAGAGAGGCUUGGGGUAAAGAGCGAAUGCCUUCCCACACUACACUUCUUCCCUAUUUUUUCAUGCGCCUUU
This is a messenger RNA of Orbicella faveolata, 625 nucleotides long. RefSeq names its product ribonuclease P/MRP protein subunit POP5-like. Gene Ontology annotation, molecular function: ribonuclease P RNA binding. Gene Ontology annotation, biological process: tRNA 5'-leader removal. Gene Ontology annotation, cellular component: ribonuclease P complex. The record is from RefSeq and is a predicted model, not a curated record. Lineage: Eukaryota; Metazoa; Cnidaria; Anthozoa; Scleractinia; Merulinidae.